CGUGAUAUCAAGUUUUGACAUCAAAGGUAUCAAUGGUUCGUGGCAUCCGUGCUGUCUGAGUUUCUUUGCACAGUCUACCAGACGAAGAAUAAACAAUUAACAGUAUGCUUAACUCAGCUUACAUAAAUGAAGAACUCCGUAAUUAAUGAACAGCCGUGGCAUUAUCGUUUUCUGAAGUGUUCUGGCUCUUGUUAUUAUUGCAAUCGCCAGAACAACUUAACCUCUAACGAAAUAUGUUUCCGCCGAAAGAUUUAGGAAAAACAGAUUAUAUCAGUAUAAAUAUCCAAGAAAGUGCAUCAUUUGCACGAGGAACAUCACGUAGUCUUUGGAGGCAAUGGAAUCAAUUAUCAAGGUUUCAGAGAAAUAUCCUUUACUUUUUAGUCAUUACAAUAAUAUUAGUCAUAUUUUAUCUCCUACCUGGUGAUAAUAAGAAUGGAGUGGUAGAUGAGAAUGACUACAAUAAUAUAGAGGUAGUGCAAGAUACUCUUAAAUAUGAAAAGGCAGCAGAAGAUAUCGUAGUUGAUAGUGUAAAUCAGGAACAUAAAGGGGGUGGAGAGGUCAUUGAAGAACCUGAAUUCCAACCAGAAAUAAACCAAGUGGACGAUGACCAAAUUGGAGAGCCACCACAACCUAAACCAAACACACUUAAAUUUAAUGGCCCACAGAAUGGUAGACAAAAGGCUGUAGUUGAAGCAUUUAAACAUUCAUGGAAUGGAUACAAAGAGUAUGCAUGGGGUCAUGAUAAUGUAAAACCAAUAUCAAGAAAAUAUUUUGAAUGGUUUGGUUUAGGUCUUACUAUAGUUGAUUCUCUGGAUACUAUGUACAUAAUGGGUUUAAAUAAUGAAUUUUUAGAAGCUAAAACAUGGGUUGAUAAAAAUUUAGUGUUCACUUUAAAUAGAGACGUUAAUUUAUUUGAAGUUACAAUUAGGGUAUUAGGAGGUCUAUUAUCAGCAUAUCAUCUUUCAGGUGACAAGAUUUUCUUGAAUAAAGCCACAUCGUUAGGGGAACGUAUGAUGCCAGCGUUUUCUACGACAUCUGGGGUUCCCUAUUCCGACGUAAAUCUUGGUACUAAAACUGCACAUGGUCCUAAGUGGGGUCCCGAUAGUAGCACUAGCGAAGUCACAUCGAUUCAACUAGAAUUUCGCGAUUUAAGCCGUAGUACGGGAGACCCUAAAUAUGAGGAAGCAGUAGCAAAAGUUUCGGAACACGUACACCAAUUAGAAAAAUACGAUGGUUUAGUACCCAUUUUUAUUAAUGCUAAUACCGGACAAUUUAGAGAACACGCAACAAUUACGCUUGGUGCACGUGGCGAUAGUUAUUACGAGUAUUUGUUGAAACAGUGGCUUCAAACUGGAAAGACUAUUAAUUACCUUCGGGAUGACUAUCUGUUAGGUGUUGCUGGAACUCAAAAACAUCUAGUAAAACGUACAGCAAUUAAUAAGUAUCUUUUCAUAGCGGAGCUAGUUGGUGCAAACAAAGAAAUAACGCCAAAAAUGGACCAUCUUACGUGCUACUUAGGCGGUACUUUAGCUUUAGGGGUACAUCACGGUUUACCAUCAGAUCAUAUGGAUUUUGCUAAUGAACUUGUUAAGACUUGCUACAAAACGUACGCUAUUCAGCCCACGUUUCUUGCACCAGAAAUUACGUAUUUCAAUAUUGAGAAUACGGACGAGGAGAAAUCGAUGGACAUGUAUGUAAAGAUAAACGACGCGCAUAAUUUACUCAGACCAGAGUUCAUUGAAAGCCUCUUUUACAUGUGGUACUUUACUGGCAAUAAGACAUUCCAAGACUGGGGAUGGCAAAUAUUUCAAGCUUUUGAGACUUAUACUAAAGUGGAAAAAGGGUACACCAGCAUUGGUAAUGUGAAGGGCAUUUCUAAUACCCGACAGAAGGAUAUGACAGAAAGUUUUUGGUUCGCUGAAACUUUAAAAUACUUAUACUUGUUGUUCGACGAUACAAGGCAAUUAAUAGAUCUGGAUAGAUGGGUAUUUAAUUCCGAAGGACAUCCAUUACCCGUAUAUGAAUCAUAAUCCAAUAUCACAGAAAUUUCAUGUAUAAAUUUGCACCGUUAGAGGAGUCUUAAAUACAUUUGAGGCCAGUGAAUAGAUACCCUAAUGAUAUACACAUGUCAAUACAUACCCUAAUAACAUAAGAAAUUAGUCGGAUUAAUGUACUUUAAAAUAGACCUUCACAUUAGAGAAAUGAUCUUUUAACGAUAGUUUUCGAUCGUUACAUUU
Habropoda laboriosa is the source of this 2237-nucleotide messenger RNA. It is a transcript of the gene alpha-Man-Ib, whose product is annotated as endoplasmic reticulum mannosyl-oligosaccharide 1,2-alpha-mannosidase. The record is from RefSeq and is a predicted model, not a curated record. Gene Ontology annotation, cellular component: membrane; endoplasmic reticulum. Bases 234 to 2030 code for a protein of 598 amino acids. The transcript has 11 exons. NCBI's taxonomy places the organism in Eukaryota, Metazoa, Arthropoda, Insecta, Hymenoptera, Apidae. Gene Ontology annotation, molecular function: mannosyl-oligosaccharide 1,2-alpha-mannosidase activity; calcium ion binding. Gene Ontology annotation, biological process: carbohydrate metabolic process; N-glycan processing.